Molecule: messenger RNA, 821 nt
Organism: Anopheles funestus (African malaria mosquito)
Lineage: Eukaryota; Metazoa; Arthropoda; Insecta; Diptera; Culicidae
Exons: 2
Coding region: 419-736 (105 amino acids)
Source: RefSeq, a predicted model, not a curated record
UUUUAGUGAGCCAAAUAAAAAAGUAUCUGCAUGACCACUUCAUUGAAAGAAAAGAAAAAAAAAAUCCUUAACAUUGUGCUACCAUUCCAUUCCAACCACACCCUAGGAAAAUGGUUAACCAUCCGAUUGAAUUUCUUGCUCACCUUACAGUGCUGUCAUUGCGUCCGUUGGCCAUACCAGCAGCGAUCAGGUACGAUUGUACUUGACAUUGCAUUUUCACUUGCGCCAGGGCUACACGCUGGCAUACAGAUCAAAUAACAAAAGCUUGCUCUACAAAUCAAGAAUGUUCUCGUUGUUUGUUCAACUGUGGAUUUAACGCUUGCUUGGAGCUUGUAUGACGAGCGUCAAAGCUUCUCAGCCAAGCUAGUAAAACACUUGAUCUUGAAGUUGUGGGAGAUUAAAGGUAAAGUGACACAAAAUGAAAGGAAAAGUCUCUAUUGUAGCACUCACAGUCCUGUUGUUUGUGGUAAAUGGAGCACCAGUCGAUCCGGACCCAGCACCAGUAUCGAAAGCGAUCGCGCUGAUCCAUCAUCUGACCUACCUGAUCGACUAUCUCGUACAGUAUGUAAUAGGGAGCGGAAACGAUCGCAAAACGCCUCAGGAAGCCGCGGACUACUAUCAGAACGCACUGGUAGAAGGAAAAAACCCUCCGGGACAGGAUGCGCAGGGUCUCAAGCCGGAUAAUGGACGCGCACGUCAGGAAACGGAAAUCAUACACAAAAUGAUGAAGGUUUAAGACACCAGUGACGGUGAACCGAUGCAUGAAGGUCCGUGCAAUAUUGUAAUGAUCGGAAAGAAACUAGUGAUCAUCGAUCGUCGCU